This is a messenger RNA of Mesocricetus auratus (golden hamster), 5694 nucleotides long. RefSeq names its product pellino E3 ubiquitin protein ligase family member 2 (gene Peli2). The coding region runs from base 239 to 1588 and encodes 449 amino acids. NCBI's taxonomy places the organism in Eukaryota, Metazoa, Chordata, Mammalia, Rodentia, Cricetidae. Gene Ontology annotation, molecular function: protein binding; ubiquitin protein ligase activity. The record is from RefSeq and is a predicted model, not a curated record. Gene Ontology annotation, biological process: protein polyubiquitination; regulation of Toll signaling pathway. The transcript has 7 exons.
CAUUCCGCGCCGGGUCCGGCUCGCGGCGGCCGCGGCGCGCGUAGGUCCGGGGGAGGAAGCCGGCGGGCGGACGCGCGCAGCCACGACGGAGCAGCCGCGGGACUGGCCGCCCCGCGCCCCGUUCGCCGCCGUGCCGUUUCCCGGCGCGCUCACCCCGUUCUCGGGAUGGGAGUGUAGCGGCGGCGCGGACUCGGCGGGGAUCGCGGUGGAGGCGGCUGCGGCGGCCGAACGCGGCUCCAUGUUUUCCCCCGGCCAGGAGGAGCCCAGCGCCCCCAACAAGGAGCCGGUGAAAUACGGGGAGCUGGUGGUCCUCGGGUACAAUGGUGCUUUGCCUAAUGGCGACAGGGGCAGGAGGAAAAGCAGAUUCGCCCUCUAUAAGCGGACCAAGGCCAACGGCGUCAAACCCAGCACAAUCCACGUGGUCUCCACACCCCAGGCAUCCAAGGUGCACCACCAUCCACCGUUGCUAGACCAGGAGCCAAGCUGCCAGCACACAAGCCAGCCAUUGGGGACAGACCACACCCAGACCACAGCGGCUAUCAGCUGCAAAGGUCAGCACAGCAUAUCCUACACUUUGUCAAGGAGCCAGACGGUGGUGGUGGAGUACACACAUGAUAAAGACACGGACAUGUUUCAGGUGGGCAGAUCAACAGAAAGCCCUAUCGACUUCGUGGUUACGGACACCAUUUCUGGCGGCCAGAACGAUGACGCUCAGAUCACACAGAGCACCAUCUCUAGGUUUGCCUGCAGGAUUGUGUGUGACAGGAGCGAGCCGUACACGGCACGCAUAUUCGCAGCUGGAUUCGACUCUUCCAAAAACAUAUUUCUUGGAGAAAAGGCAGCAAAAUGGAAAAACCCAGAUGGACACAUGGACGGGCUCACCACCAAUGGCGUUCUGGUGAUGCAUCCUCGAGGAGGCUUCACCCAGGAGUCCCAGCCUGGAGUCUGGCGAGAAAUCUCUGUCUGUGGAGACGUGUACACCUUACGAGAGACCAGGUCGGCCCAGCAGAGGGGAAAGCUGGUGGAAAGCGAGACCAAUGUCCUGCAGGACGGCUCCCUCAUUGACCUGUGUGGAGCCACACUCCUCUGGAGGACCGCGGAUGGCCUUUUUCACACCCCGACGCAGAAGCACAUCGAAGCUCUCAGGCAGGAGAUCAAUGCAGCCCGACCCCAGUGUCCUGUGGGCCUCAACACCCUGGCCUUCCCCAGCAUCAGUCGGAAGGAGGUGGUGGAGGAGAAGCAGCCCUGGGCAUACCUGAGCUGUGGCCAUGUGCACGGCUACCACAACUGGGGCCACCGGAGUGACACGGAGGCCAACGAGAGGGAGUGCCCCAUGUGCAGGACUGUGGGCCCCUACGUCCCUCUGUGGCUGGGCUGUGAGGCGGGGUUUUAUGUUGAUGCCGGGCCCCCGACUCACGCCUUCACCCCCUGUGGACACGUGUGUUCAGAGAAGUCUGCCAAGUACUGGUCUCAGAUCCCACUGCCUCACGGGACGCACGCCUUUCACGCCGCUUGUCCCUUCUGCGCCACGCAGCUGGUUGGCGAUCAGAACUGCAUCAAAUUGAUUUUCCAAGGCCCAGUGGACUGACGCCCUGACAGCCGUCUGUGCGCUAUUAACAAGUUACUGUGAAGGUUUUGCCACUAACUCUAGAUUCUACCUUUUUGUAAUGCCGGUUUGUUAAGGGAGAGGCAGACUGGGAUGGGAAAGGGGUGGGUGGGGGGAAUCUGGUUAUGAAACAUGGCAGGAGCUGACAGAUACCACUGUGUUUUGCAUGCUUGGAACAGCAGCAGCAUCGUUGGGGUCUGCCUGAUUAAACCUUAAUACUUGUGUAAUAAUUGGGUUUCAACUACCAUGCUUUUGUUUUUACCUUCAGGUUUUUAACUGAGUUUCUUUUUGCUUUAUAAACUUGGACACGAUUUGACAUCCUCUUUUUUUUUUUUUUUUUUACAAAUGUAAAAGAAAUGUAUUCAACAGCUGUCUCUUAGUGCACAGGCUGCAGUGUUCAAUGGCAUGCAAGAUGUGCAGUGGCUGGAAAUACUUGGCAGUGGCCAGAAUUUGGCCCAGGACCAAAGGGCCAGCUCUGUUGGCCCUUCCAGAAGCACCCAGCAGACAGGAGGCAUAGGCCAGGCACCUGUUUUAAAUCUACAGCUUUUUUUUUUGUCUUCUUCUCAUUUAGUUUUCUGGCUUUGGGUGGAAGAGACUAUCCAUAUACUAUUUUAUUUUAACAUGAGCGGAGUUUAUUUGCACACUAAUUCAUCAGAUACUCAAAAGGCAUGUCAAACAGAUUUUCCCACAAGUUUUAGUCUGCCCUGUUACUUUUGUUUAAUAUGGGCUGCCUCUCAUUCUCACUUUACCUGUCAAAAAUGAUUGAUUGAUUGAUUGAUUGAUUGAUUGAUUGAUUGAUUGAUUGCUUAAAAUCCGUCAGCUUUCUGAAAUGCAUGAGCGGCGGGUGUCAGAGGCAGCAGUUCACAGGAGCUAAGGGAGGCUGUGGCAGCUGUGGGCGUGUCCUGGGUACCCUAACAGCAUCUUCAUCUGCAUCCCGACCUAGGGAGAUUUAAAAUAUGCUCUUACUUUUUAAAGCCACGUGUUGGCACUUCGUGGUAUGGCUUCCUCCCUCCUCCUCCUCCUCUUCCUCAUCCACUUGUAGAAAGCUAAAUCUUGUGAGCCCCAGAGCAACAGAUGACAAUGAGAGGGUCACUUUUGUUCACUGCCUCCCACCAUCUGUCACCUUCCCUUCCAGGUUAAGGAGCCCCAUUAACUCUGAAAAUGUUUGCGAAUCCAAACUAAAUUUGAGUGUGAUGAGUGGAUACACUGAGCGCAUCUGCAGAGCAAGGGAGUAUUCACCUGGAAAUAAUUACACCAGAAUUUCAUAGGAGUUGUGCUAUCCCUCUCUGUUAGUUUCAUUUUGGGUUAAUUAAUAAUUCCUGAACACUCAUUUUCUGUGUUUGGUGCCAGGAGUAUUGUAGCUCGCGGAAUGUUAGAAACUGCUGGGUUUAGCUACAUUCCCUGGGAGAAAGUCUGCAGUUAACCUAGUGUCUGUUUAAAUGGACCUUCCACAGAUCUGGGCGGCCUGGUCUAGCUUUUGUAAAUAAUGUAUAAUUUAUGUGAGUCUGGUAUACUAUGUCCAUACUUGAAUCGGUUUUUCUAUACUUUGCCUAUUUGCAGGUAUUUGGCCUAUUUUCAGCAAAUUAAACCUAUUUGAGUACUUUUUCUUAAAAGCAAAAAGUAUAUUAAUGACUCUUUAAUGCUGCUGCUGUUUAAUUUGACUAAAGUAUGUUGGAUUUGCCUGUCAGUUUUAAAAUAGCUUUAUCUACCCAUGGAGACCAUUUCGCAGGAAGCGAGAUUUUGUGUGUGUGUGUGUUUUUUUUAAUUAUUCUAUUUGUGAUGUGGAAAUCCAACAACAACAGUCUUCCCUCUGUUAAUUUCCUAUGUUCUACAUAGAAAGGAAGGAAGGAAGGAAGGAAGGAAGGAAGGAAGCAAGCACACUUUCUAGAAAACCCUAUUGGAUUCCAUCUGAUGCAGCCAGAGUCUCCAGCACUGGUUUCCAGAGAAGGAUAAAGGGCUCCUUCCUCCUCCUGUUACAUGGAGAUAAUUUGAGGAUUCUUAAUAUCCUAGGAUUAUCUUCUGCUAUAAAUGGUGUUAGACCCAGAGAGGUUGUUGAAUUUCAACUAUGAAAAAAAAAGCUUUUAGUUUUCAAGUAUAUUCCACUGAUACCAGACUUCCCUGUGUCAAGGGUAUAUAAGUCUACUAGUUCUGCGCAGGGCACGUGCCCCUAAAUAAGGGAGCAUCCGACCUUCAAAAUCCGUAGCAUUGCAGACUCAGAUGGCUCAAGUGCAAGUUGAAACUUGGGUGUAAACGCACGCUCUCCAGUGGCAGUAGGCCAGCUUUGGCGCUUCCUUUGGUUUCCACAUGAGGCUCUCCUUCUACCUUGCCAGGUGACUAGCAGUGGUGUCACCCCUGCAAAGGAAGCCCUGCUGACUUGGACAACCUUGUGCUGACGGAAGGACUUUCAUGUUGGAAAGCAAUUUCGUUUUUUAAGAAUAAAGGACUAGUUCAUCCAUGUAGAAUGAUAGAGUUGAGAAAAGGAAACUUCCCCAAGGUUGCUUCUGUUUUCAUGCUUGGCUUGUCAUCACAUUGAAAAAAAAAAUGAAUCCUAACCCCGCCCCGCCCCACAUGUACAUAAAGAAAUCACCAACCUCUUGCCCUGGUCUCAGCCUGACCAGUUUGCCUUUUGCAAAUAUGUUUCCAUAUGUAAAUCCCUAGUUACAUGCUUCCAUAGACAAUAGGUUUUUUAUUUUCAGUUCUUUGUGUCAUCUUACUACAAGAAAUCAUCAGGGUGAAUGGGACAGAGCUCUGAGUAUUUUUCUAGUGUUUUAUUAUUAUUGAUCGUGCUGCUGGGCCAUGCACACUGCAGCUGUCAACAUUUCUCUGAUUUCGUUCAGCUGUUUGCAAAAAGGGCUAUAGUUCACACUGCAGAGUAAGUAUUAAGCUUUCUGGAUCCCCCCACCCCCGCGCACCCCACACUCCCUCCCCCCCCCCACACACACAAACUUCUGUGACCAGAAAGAAUGAGAAAUCUUUUAAUAUAAAGAGAGCAUAUUUAUAUCAUUCCUCAAUAGUUAAUUAUAGGGUUUGGUACCUUUGUGCCUCAGGGAAGCCACGUGAUGUAACUGGUUAUAGACUUUCAGGGUUAGGAUGUAGAGAAAGGAGAAAGCCAUUGGAAACCGUGACGGGCUCCAUUGAGACAAUGAACCUAAUGCAGAAGUAAGCCAGGACCGGCGUAAUGUGAUUGUAGUAGAAUUUGUUUCCCAGGACUAGUAGGGAAAUCAUCUUAAGUUAUUACAUAUGCUGUAUUAGGAGAGUUGGGAACUCUCCAUACAGCAUCAACGCCUCUUAUCUUUGCUUACCAAUCUCUGUUAUUUGGAGCUCAGUGUUGAUAUUUGGACACUUUUAGGAGUUUAGGGGACAUGUUUUCUUCUUAAGGUUUUUUUCCGUGGUUUCACUCAGCUUCUUUUCUUGAGAACUGGUCUUUACAUUAGAUGUGCACAAGAGGUGGAAGUCGUGCCUCUCACAGUACAAAUGCAGACACACAGGCCCCGGGACCUUGAUGUCAAGCCAGAUGUGGUUCUGUUCCCUUGGCUGCCCAUCUCAUGACCCCAUGGUUCUCCCUUUGUGGACUGAGGGUCUGAAGCUCCUGCUAUGAUGGUGGACACAGCUCCAGACACUGCAUUAGGACCCAAGGCCAAUGAGAUAACUGGAGAAUGUCUUUAGAAGAUGCUAAGCAUUACUGAAGAGGUAAAACAAAGUUCUGUCUUGUCUUUUUAAAUAUGUCCUCACAAGUGUCUGCCCCCAUGACUCCCUAGUGAACAAUAGAGAAAGGCAAAUAUGUUUUCCAGUUCAGCUUAACUUUCUAAACAAAAAUCAUCACGCUGAAAGGGAUGUUCUGUCUUCUAGGCUGAGAUCACAGAUUGCUUCUCUGUAUUAAAUAAUCUAGAAGUUAGGGGGCUGGCCAUAUUUACCAUGUAUAGUGUUACAAGCAGUUAAAUUUUAUGGCUAUAUUUGUAAAAUUUGUUCUUUUAUAUUUCAUGUCAAAUUGAAAAAUUUAUUUCUUCACUGUUGUACCUGUGGAAAUACAAGCCAUUUUACAGGAGGAAAAAAAACUUCAAAAGCUAUUAAACAAAUCUCACCAUGUU